UCUUCCAGACUCGGUUGGAAAUAUUGCAAGGCUUUCUACAGCAAGAUGGGUGCUGUAUAGACUGAACAACUCGAGGUUUCUCUACUGAUUUUUCUAUACCGAUUUGUAGGUUUAUAAUCUGUCUGUGCGCUGCCUCGAGCGCUGUGUUUACAACUGGUUCUGUUGCUUGACGUCUGCUGUGUCGUCGUGCGAAGGAGUUGCCAAGUUUUCCGCUUGGUGCUUGGUGUUCCUCGUCAAGCAAGAGAGAGAAUGGCUGCCAGCAAACCGCAAGGACAACAACAAACGCCAGGCCCGUCACACAACUUCAGAUUACAGUUUAUAACAUGGAAUGUGUGCGACACCACCCCACUACAUGUAAACGUAGCUCCCCUCUUCAGAGCAGAAGGACCUCCUCCUGAUCUCAUUGCCAUUGGAUUACAAGAGGCACCAGGGAAUCCUGCAACUGCCGUCAUAUUUGAGGACAGCUGGGGGAAUGCUUGUAUGAAACACCUGUCUCAGAGGGGGUAUGUCAAAAUCCGUACAGAGCGUAUGCAGGCCAUCCUGCUGCACGUGUUUGUGAAGCUGGAACACCUGGCUCACAUCCGAUGGAUCAAGACUGCCUUCACACGCACAGGGGUGGGGGGAUACUGGGGUAACAAGGGUGCAGUGACAGUGAGGAUGGACCUGUACGGCAACAGUGUGUGCAUCACCAACACACACCUGGCCGCUCACCUGGAGCAGAACGAGAUCAGGAUACAGGAGUUCCAUGCAAUAACAGAGGCUCAGAGGUUUCCUGGCUGCAGGGCUGGAACCAUCAUGGAGCAUGAUUUCAUUUUCUGGAUUGGAGACCUGAACUUCAGGCUGGACCCAAUAGACUAUGAAGCAGUCAUAAAAAACAUUGCAGAUGGGAGGUUUCAAAAACUGCUGGAAUUUGACCAGUUGAAAGAGGCACAAAGAGAGGGUCUUGCCUUUUCUGGGUUUUCUGAGGGAAACAUUACAUUCCAACCAACCUACAAGUUUGACAAAGGAACAACCAUCUACGACACCAGUGAGAAACAGAGGAAGCCUGGCUGGUGUGACCGUAUCCUGUGGAGGACCAGGCCUGGAGCGGAGGUGUCCGUCACACAGCACAGCUACACCAGCCUGCCUCACAUCAAACAGAGCGACCACAGUCCAGUCACCAGCAUCUUCUCCAUACAGGUGGACCUGAACAAAAACCAGCCCCUGGUGCGGUUUGAACCAGUCAGGAACUGGAUGUGUGGUUACAAGGGCGUGGCCUCCUACUCUGUAGUGAUGGACAUCCCUACUAGUGGCUGGGACUGGAUAGGGCUGUACAAGGUGGGUUUCAGCCACCCCAAGGACUAUCACACUUACGUGUGGGGGGAGUCUGCAGGCUUUGGGAAGGGCAAGAGAGGCUGCAUGGUGUUGUUUGAGCCUCCUUACAUGCCUGACGAGCCAGGCUGUUACCUGCUCUGCUACUGGAGCACUCACUUCGACUGCAUCAUUGGUGUCAGCGAGCCAUUCCAGAUCACAAAACCUCCAAAACUGGAAGAGGCCGUGGACGCCCUGACAUUUGACAAGCGCCGUGGCUCCAGCAGCAGCAGCAGUAGCAGCACCUCCACCAGCAGCGCAGACACUGCCAGCGAGGCUGACAUCCUCGACCAGGUCGACGCAGAAACAACCACAAACACUGAGGACAAGCAGGAAGAAAACAUCACUGGCAUUGAGAGGCAUGGAGGAGGGAUAGAACAGGGAAAAGAGGGGGAAGCGUCACCAACACCAAAUACUGACGACAAUCAGGAACAAACAGAUGAGAAAGCAGAGGGAGUGAUACAGCAAGGGAAAGAGGAAACUCAGAAAGCAAGAAAGAGUAAGUCAGACCUAGAGGCCACAUCACAGGUGACUCAGAGGCAAGAAGAAGAAAGAAAAGACCAAAAGUCUAAAGAGGAUGAAGAACAUGCAGAGAUUACAGAGCCACUGUUGCCUGUGUAAGAUGUGAUGGCAUCUAUACCUCAGACAGGAGAUCAAGAGGAGGAAGGAGAGACAAGCACAGCAAUGGAAGCAAAAGAAUCCAACCAAAUGUCACAGGAGAGGGCUGAUGAUGUAGAUGACGAGACCUACUAGUAAGAGGAUCAGAUGUAGAGGAAGAAGAAAGCUAUAGAAAGAUAUGGAAGGCUUCCCUUUCUAUCAUAUGGGUACUGGUAGAAGUUUUUACUAUAUCCCUAGAAUGGAGGAGAAAAAUAAGUUAGUAUGCUGCACAUUAGGAUUGUGAAAGAUGGUGAAUUUGUGUUAUGGAAAAAGUGAAAUGCAGGCAGGUGGUAGGGAUAGUGGACUGUGUUUUGUACAAGGAGUGGUACUAAGUCUUGUGUUGUGGUCUUAGCGGGUUAUAUGGUGAUGGGAUACACGUAUGUGGAGUGAAAAGUGAAAUGGUUUGUAGGGAGACUUGACUUGUGAGUGAAAGUACUGUAGAUCUCAUCUACAUCUAGAUCUAUAACUUUGAAGGCAACACGAAAGUGAUUAGCAAUAACUAUAUACAUG
Branchiostoma belcheri (Belcher's lancelet) is the source of this 2517-nucleotide messenger RNA. RefSeq names its product inositol polyphosphate 5-phosphatase K-like. The record is from RefSeq and is a predicted model, not a curated record. The coding region runs from base 250 to 1971 and encodes 573 amino acids. Gene Ontology annotation, cellular component: cytoplasm; plasma membrane; ruffle. The transcript has 12 exons. Gene Ontology annotation, biological process: phosphatidylinositol dephosphorylation. Gene Ontology annotation, molecular function: phosphatidylinositol-4,5-bisphosphate 5-phosphatase activity. Lineage: Eukaryota; Metazoa; Chordata; Leptocardii; Amphioxiformes; Branchiostomatidae.